AUGAUUAAACAUGAUCUUUGGUGGAAUAUUGGUCUUGAACGUCGAAAUAAUAAUAUUUUAUCUUCAUAUACAUUUAUUAAUUCUGAUCAUCAAUAUGAAAUCGAUGAUGAUCCAUCAUUAUAUUGUCAAUCGACAUUAAAAAGUUUAACUGUUGGUCAAAAACAAAUAUGUUUAUUACAUGCUGAUCAUAUGCCUGUUGUUAUUCAAGGUGCAAGUAAAGGUAUUGAGGAAUGUCAACAUCAAUUUCAAGAUCGUCAUUGGAAUUGUUCAACAGUACGAGAUGGAACUGUUUUUGGGCCUAUACUUUAUCAUGCUAAUCGAGAAACAGCAUUUGCUCAUGCAAUGCUCUCGGCAGGUGUUACAUAUGCUGUUAGUCGAGCUUGUAAACAGGGUUUAUUAAAAUCAUGUACAUGUAGUCGAACAGCAAGACCGAAAAAUUUACCACGUGAUUGGACAUGGGGAGGUUGUGGUGAUAAUGUUGAUUAUGGUUAUCGAUUUGGUCGAGAUUUUGUUGAUACACCUGAAAAAGAAAUUAAUCCGAAUAUAAUUGAUUCUUCUGUUUUACUUAUAAAUACAAAUCAAACAAAAUAUCAAGAACGAAAACGAAAAUCUCUACGACGUAAUAGAAUACGACGUCAAAUGAAUAUGCAUAAUAAUGAAGUUGGACGAAGAGUUGUUUAUCGAUUAACACGUGUUGUUUGUAAAUGUCAUGGCGUAAGUGGUUCUUGCAGUCUUCGAACAUGUUAUCAACAAUUACCAACAUUUCGUGAAAUUGGUGCAUUUUUAAAAGAAAAAUAUGAUAGUGCUGUUGAAGUACGAUAUCAACGUCGUUUAGGACAAUUACGUUCACGUGAUCGUCGUUUUGCUGGACCAACUAAAGAUGAUUUAAUAUAUUUUGAAGAUUCAAAUUUUUGUGAAUAUAAUCGACGUAUUGGAUCACUGGGUACGAAAGGUCGUCAAUGUAAUCGAACAAGUCAUGGUCCUGAUGGUUGUGGAACAAUGUGUUGUGGACGAGGUUAUAAUACUAUACGAAAACAUAUGCAAGAAAAGUGCAAUUGUAAAUUUAUAUGGUGUUGUUCUGUACAAUGUCAGACGUGUCAGAAGCUUGUUGAAAUUCAUAUAUGCAAAUAG
Rotaria sp. Silwood2 is the source of this 1131-nucleotide messenger RNA. Lineage: Eukaryota; Metazoa; Rotifera; Eurotatoria; Philodinida; Philodinidae. The record is from the annotation of a GenBank genome assembly.